AUGAUAACAGCGCUGGCCCCCGAGCCGCUGCUGGCCCCGCUCGCCCGCUUCGCCCCCGCCGCGGGCGGCGGCGCCGCAGGCGCGGCCGACGCGCAACUCGCCGUUGACGCGAUCUGCAGGCUGCUCCUGAAGCUGCUGGUGCACCGCAGCUGCGAAGAGGACGACGAUUAUGGCCCCCAUGAAGAAGCUGCAGACGCGGCGCGCAGGGACGCGCUCCGCUCCCCGAGCGCCUUCGACGCAAUCGGCCCCCUGCUUGCCGCCUCGCGCUCCGCCGCCGACCGCGGCGCCCGCCCCCUGGCGCUGGGCGCCGCGUGCGACGCGAUGCGCGUGCUGGCGGCGCUGAUGCAGCAGGAGAGCCGGGACGCCUUCCGCGAGGAGUGCCCGCCCCCGCCGUCCGGCCCCGCGGCGCGGGUCGCGCGCGAGCACGCCCUGGUGCAGGCCCUUGCUGAGCUGGCGGCGUCGCCCAAAGGGGACGACGGCCGCCUGACGAGGCCCGCGCUGUGCGCCAUCGAGCUGCUGGGGGCGAUGGUGUUCGACGACGGCGAUGCGGAGCGCGCCGUCGCGGACGCCGCGCAGCGUGACGCGGCGCUCGCGCCCGCGCUGGUCGCCGCGAUGAUGUGA
Monoraphidium neglectum is the source of this 621-nucleotide messenger RNA. RefSeq lists its product as hypothetical. Lineage: Eukaryota; Viridiplantae; Chlorophyta; Chlorophyceae; Sphaeropleales; Selenastraceae. Bases 1 to 621 code for a protein of 206 amino acids. The record is from RefSeq and is a predicted model, not a curated record. The transcript has a single exon.